AAACAGUAGAGAUAUUUCAGAGAAGAAGAAAAAACGAUGAGUGGAAUAUCGCAAGACUGGGAGCCGGUAGUUAUCAGGAAGAAGGCGCCUACCUCCGCCGCUCGCAAGGAUGAGAAGGCCGUUAACGCCGCCCGUCGCUCCGGCGCCGAGAUCGAAACCGUCAAGAAGUCUAAUGCGGGCUCAAACAGGGCUGCCUCUAGUAGUACAUCAUUGAACACUAGGAAACUUGAUGAAGACACCGAGAACUUGUCUCAUGAAAAGGUACCAACUGAACUGAAGAAAGCUAUCAUGCAAGCACGACAAGACAAAAAGCUGACUCAGUCUCAACUUGCUCAAUUGAUAAAUGAGAAGCCACAGAUCAUCCAAGAAUACGAAUCAGGAAAGGCAAUUCCAAACCAACAAAUAAUCUCAAAACUGGAGAGAGCUCUUGGAGCGAAACUUCGAGGGAAGAAAUAAAAUAAAGUGUGAGCGCACAAUUGAGCCUUAUGGAUUGUCACUGUCUGUUUGAAUCCAAAAUUUGGUCAUGUACACAGACUUUUCUUUAAUCAUUGGCUAUGUUUUUGCUUCGUUAUGCCUGGAUUGACGUAUACUGUUUUCUCUGUUGAAUUAGCUGUUUCUUCUGUGGAAAUUUUGAACUCUCUCUUUUACA
This is a messenger RNA of Solanum lycopersicum (tomato), 649 nucleotides long. RefSeq names its product multiprotein bridging factor 1a (gene MBF1a). Gene Ontology annotation, cellular component: nucleus. Lineage: Eukaryota; Viridiplantae; Streptophyta; Magnoliopsida; Solanales; Solanaceae. The record is from RefSeq and is marked validated. Gene Ontology annotation, molecular function: DNA binding.